AUGGCGGCGGCGGGCGACUCUCCCGCGUGCUGCGGGCUGGUGAAGGAGCUGGUGGAGCGGGCGCGGCCGUGUGUGCUGCGCCCACGGUGCUUCUUCGUGGCCUGGAACGGCGUGCUGACGAUCGCGUACAGCGGCUUUCCACCUUCCCUUGCAAGGUUGAAGUCGGAGCUCUCAGCGGAGAUCGAUGCCCUCCCACCUGAGAAACCAGGGUCGCUGUGGCCCAAAACCACGCUUGCAGCAGUCAAGGACAAUCGCAGGCUGUCUCCAAAGCAGCUCACUGCUCUUGGGAAGAUCUGCAGAGAGGCGACAGAGGCCAUGUCACGUUGCAGCCAGGGAAAUAUCCAGGUGGUAGUGGACAGGCUUUCAGUCGUCUUCUAUGCCUGCAGGUGUUUGGAGCGGACGUUGUUCAAGGCAAACUGCAAGUUGGCUGGCAUGCUGGAUGAUUCAGAGCCAACACAAGAGUCCAAGGAGUUCACAAGGCAGGUUGUGGAUGAGGUGAAUACUCCAGACUACUGGUUCCAUGCUAGCAAGGAUGGCCAUCGAGAGUCACACUAUAGAGGGAAUGCCAUGGGGCUCACGCUGGUGCAUGAGCUCGGUCAUUUUUCUUCUCCCACACAGCAGUAUUGGCAUCAAUUGCCAGGUAAGGGGGCCUCAUGCCUGUGGGGGGCAGCUGUACAGCUGUGGCAUAAACCCGACGCAGCUUCGCGCCAUGUGGCCUGUGGCAUAAACCCGACGCAGCUUCGCGCCAUGUGGCCUGUGGCAUAA
This is a messenger RNA of Ostreobium quekettii, 765 nucleotides long. NCBI's taxonomy places the organism in Eukaryota, Viridiplantae, Chlorophyta, Ulvophyceae, Bryopsidales, Ostreobiaceae. The record is from the annotation of a GenBank genome assembly.